AUGGCAACAAACGAGACCACUAACGCCACCCAAACCGACUUCAUGUUUGCCCCUUCUCACCAUCAGAGUCUUCGCCACCAAGCUACACAGACACCACUGUCGGCGUCACGUACUGCCAGUAUCACCACUGACGACUCGUCCAUUCAAGAACAUCAGCCUCAAACUCGCCAGUACAACAAUGACGAGAUCACAUCUCCAUCCCUUCUACCGACUCCAAAUCUAUCACCCUCCAGGUCGAAGGCCUCAAGCAAAGCGUCGGCACCUACUGCAACCGACGACACAGGCAAGUAUAAGCCUAGCUUGGAGCAUCUCCUCAUCAUGGCGACCGUGUCUCUGGCCUCGCUCACUGUUGCACUAGACAGCACCAUACUCAUCUCAUCUCUUCCUGUCCUUGCUGCAUCGCUCAAUCUCUCCACGACCACCGCUUUCUGGGCCGGAAGUGCUUAUCUACUGCCAUAUGCUGUGGUUCAGCCAUUCCUAGCAGCCCUCUCUGACAUCUUUGGUCGCCGCUGCUGCUUGCUCUUCUCGCUUCUGGCCUUCCUCGUCGGUAGCAUCCCGUGCGCCAUGGCUCAUGGAGCCACGGCUCUCCUGUCGGGAAGAGUCGUACAAGGGAUCGGUGGCGGCGGAGUAGUUGCACUCAGCCAAUGCAUCUUCACCGACAUUGUGCCUCUGCGCGAGCGACCUAAAUGGUUCGGCAAGACCGUCCUCCUGGCAUGGGCGAUCGGCACCCUCACUGGCCCGGUGGUCGGCGGCUUGCUUUCCGAUUCGCAUGGCGUAGGCGCAUCCCAUGGUUAUGGCGAAGGCUGGCGCUUCAUGUUCUGGAUCAAUCUCCCCAUCAGCUUCCUCGCCCUUAUCGCCACAUGGGUCUUCGUAAAACUUCAGCCCGUGGACUCACCCAUGACGAUGCGCAUGAAGCUCGCUACGGUGGACUACGUUGGCGGCCUGCUCUUCAUUCCAGGCCUGACCUCUCUCCUAGUCGCGCUAUCCUGGGGCGGCAACCAGUACUCCUGGUCGUCGUGGCACACUAUUGUCCCGCUCGUCGUCGGCGGCGCAGCUCUCGCCACAUUCGCCAUUUGGGAACGCUGGGGAACAUUCUGCCCAUUCAUGCAGCGCAACGUCUUUCCUAAUAUCUCAGCCGUCCUCCUCUUCACCUGCUCUUUCCUCUACGGGACGACGCUCUUCAUGGCGCUGUACUACGUUUGCUUCUACUUCUCCGGUAUCCGCCUACAGAGCCCCACUGUCGCAGGUGUGGACAUGAUGGCCGCACUGGCGUUCAGUCUGCCUACCUCCAUCGUAGUGGGCGUGCUGAUGACGAAGCUCGGCACGUUCCGCUGGGCGGUGUGGUGUGGAGGCGUGGUUGAGACCGUGGGAUAUGGGCUGUUGUUGGUGCUGGACGAGGAGACUUGCACGGGCACUUGGAUUGGGAUUUUGGCGAUCGUGGGGAUUGGGACCGGGAUGAGCUUGACCAGUCUGAACUUUGGGGUGCAGACUACGACGACAAGUGAUCGUGGGAGUGGGUCGGCAGCGGCGAUGUAUACAUUCUUGAGGAGUACGGGGAUGUGUGUUGGUGUGAGCAUUGGAUCUUCGGUCUUCCAGAACGUUGCUGCUGGAAAGUUGAGCGCCGUGGGGUUGAGUGAGAGGUAUGCUACGGACGCGGAGGCGGUGGUGUACAACGAGAUGAGGAAUUUCGGUCCGGGAGAUCUGUUGAGGGAAGAGGUACUGAGGGCGUGGUUGGACGGGCUGAGGAUUGUGUGGAUUGUCAUGUGUGCUGUCAAGGGAGUGAGUCUGCUGCUCAGUUUGGGUGUGAAGGCUAAGAAUAUGGAUCGGGAGCUGGAUGGGACGUUCAAGGUUCGGGGUGAGGCGUUGCGGGAAAAAAAUGGCGAUGAUGCUGUCUAA
Molecule: messenger RNA, 1896 nt
Organism: Cyphellophora attinorum
Lineage: Eukaryota; Fungi; Ascomycota; Eurotiomycetes; Chaetothyriales; Cyphellophoraceae
Product: putative transporter
Exons: 1
Coding region: 1-1896 (631 amino acids)
Biological process (GO): transmembrane transport
Cellular component (GO): membrane
Molecular function (GO): transmembrane transporter activity
Source: RefSeq, a predicted model, not a curated record